Nomia melanderi (Alkali bee) is the source of this 1172-nucleotide messenger RNA. RefSeq lists its product as uncharacterized. Gene Ontology annotation, biological process: sensory perception of taste. Lineage: Eukaryota; Metazoa; Arthropoda; Insecta; Hymenoptera; Halictidae. Gene Ontology annotation, cellular component: membrane. The record is from RefSeq and is a predicted model, not a curated record.
CGCUAUUAUCGACGAAUUUUAAACAUUAAUCUGAUACGACAUGAAACGCUUUAUAAAUCUCGCCAGGUUAGUUGUGAUUUUAUUUCAGUUAACCCGUGGACAUGGGGCUGUUACAACCCUUCAACGUGUAUCAGGAAUCAUGGCCUUUGUUGUCUCUAAUCAAACUUCUAGGCUUGUACCCUCUAACGUUUUUCGAAUCCUCCUGCAUGAACUACCUAAGCCCCAUUAUAUUGUUAACGUCCUAUUUCUGCCUUUUCGGCUGCGUGCACGAUUACGCUAGGCACGUACAGAAAAUCUUGAUGGUCACGUCGAACGUCACCAAAAUUCGAAUAGGCAGGUACUACAUGAACAUAAUUUUGUUGCCCAUGAUAAUGAUAACGACUGCGCGCAACAGCGUGAAGAUACGUCGUGUGUUCGAGUGCAUCGACAGCGUCGACAAAAAUAUGGAAUUUCUGAACAUCAAGAUCGACUACUCGCGAAACAUAAAAAUCGAUAUCGUCCACGUCACGACCGUGGUGUUCGUCACGAUACUAUGCAAUUUGGUGGAUUAUUACGGGCUGCUUGAUAGUGACAGGAAUUACAUGUACGUUCUCAUGUGGAUCGUGGAUCGAAUACCGGAUUUCGUCAACACGGUACUAUUAUGCUCGUUCGCCGUGCUCACGAACAAAAUUGAACUCAGGUUUCGCGAGAUCAACGGGAUCCUCAACAACAUUAACGAAGGGAAGACUUUCAUUUCCGUCACCGACUCGUCUGACGUGAACGAUAAUUACAGAUUGAUAUUGUCGAAAGUGUUGCUUUUGAAGCUGUGCAAAACCGUAUCGUUACUGAACGACGCGUACGGAUUUCAAUUGAAAGUUUUAUCGGUACUAUACAUUAUAUACCUAUGCCUACACAUAUGCGCAGUUUACGCCGUCGGUGACAUUUACGUGUACACGGUGGACACAAUCUUGAGUAUCAUAUGGGGCACCCUGGAUGUAAUAAAAUUGGUGUACAUAAUCCACUUGUACCGCGUAUUAAUGUUACAGCACGCUUGAGUGGAAUUUGUACGAUGCACAACAGGACAAGUGAUAAGUAAUAUAAUAAGUACAUACAUUUGGUAUUUAUCGCUGGUGAUAUUAUGUUAAACGUACGAGCUUUUAAAUAAUGCGCUAAUAUAAGUACCAACCAAUCAG